Acaulospora morrowiae is the source of this 906-nucleotide messenger RNA. NCBI's taxonomy places the organism in Eukaryota, Fungi, Glomeromycota, Glomeromycetes, Diversisporales, Acaulosporaceae. The record is from the annotation of a GenBank genome assembly.
AUGGCCGAAACAAGUAUACGUCUGUGUUGCUAUAUUAUCAGAGACGAUUUCGGUGCAAUUGUUGAACAAGUGGCUAAAGUUCUUCUACAAAAAGGUCGACUUCCGUUACCACUAAUAGCGAGAUUUGCGAAGUAUACUUUAUCAAAAACACGGGAAAGCCUUUUUAUUUUAAUACAGCAUAAUAUAGUAUAUUGGACUGAAACAAGGGAAGGCUCACGAAUUGGAAUAUAUUAUUCCAUUGAGAAAGAUGAAAUUCUGACAAGGUUGAACUUUGGUAUCUAUAUUAAAAACGCCAAUGAAUGGAUUGGUUGUAGGGGAGCAAGUGAAAUUAUUAGGCUUAUGUUGCUUAAUGGUAAAACGACCUUUAAGAAACUCGUUGAAAAAGAUUUAAAAAUAUCUAAAAAAACGAGUAGUAAAUACCGUGAUGUUAAAGAAAUUUUUUCUAAAAUGAUCGAGAAACAUUACAUUACACCUUUCAACUUUACUGAUUCAAAAUCGGCUCAAGAUAAGGCUUCUGAAGCUGAACAACGUGAAUUAGCAAAGGUGACGAAUUUCAUUCCCACUAAAAAACAAGUGGCAGAAGUUAAAGCUAAACUUGCAGGUGAUGUUGAUGUGGAUGAAGCCGCAACUGGAUUGAAACGGAAAAUAAACGCUGUUACUUUUGACAGGCCGGCAAAGCAACGGAAAGGCGAGGAAAUUUUUAAUGAAGAUCAAUAUUUUCGUGUGAAUUAUGGGAAAUUUAAUGUCAAGAUGAGAAAUACGCGUUUCGAAUCAUUUGUUGGAACUCGUAUUAAUAAUUCUGCAGGUCUAAUCACAAAAAUUAUACUGGACAUCUCAGAUGACGAAAAAGCAGAAGACACAGAAUCCCGGUUGAUUUCGGCUCAAAGAAUUAUUAAAAGUAUUCCG